CACCCUCCACCACCACCACCCACGCACCCUUCUUAUCUCCAUAUCAUCCCGCCCAGCCCGCGCCUGCCUCUCCCUCCCCACAGACUCCACAGCGCCCGCGCCAGAAGCCAAAACCCUCCCCCGCCCCCUGCAGGCUGCAACCGCAAUGUCGGCGGCCGGGACGCUCUCCGGCGGCGCCGCCGGUCUAUCCGGCCUCCUCCGCCUCCGCCGCCGGGCCGCCCCCGCCCCCGCGAUCGCCGCGCCGUCGCUCCACCCCGCUGGGACCAUCAAGUGCACCGCCGUGCCCGAUGCCGCCCCGAUUGUCUGGGGCCGCCAGCUCCGACCGGCGCUCCUCCUCCCCGCGGCACUGCUCCCGUCGUCGCAGCCCGCCAAGAAGCACAAUCUGCGCCCGGCCGCCGCAGCCGCCGAGUCCGCAGGGGAGGCCAAGGGUUUCCUGGAGAAAUACCCGGCCCUGGUCACCGGUUUUUUCUUCUUCAUGUGGUACUUCCUCAACGUCAUAUUCAACAUCCUCAACAAGAAGAUCUACAACUACUUCCCCUAUCCAUACUUUGUGUCCUUGAUCCAUCUAGUAGUGGGUGUCGCAUACUGCCUCGUCGGCUGGAGUGUCGGUCUCCCCAAGCGAGCGCCUAUCAAUGCCAAUCUCCUGAAGCUGCUCUUUCCAGUGGCAUUGUGCCAUGGUAUUGGUCACGUCACUAGCAAUGUGUCCUUCGCUGCUGUUGCAGUCUCAUUUGCCCACACUAUCAAAGCUCUGGAGCCCUUCUUCAGCGCAGCUGCUACUCAGUUUAUCCUUGGGCAGCAAGUUCCCCUCUCUCUGUGGAUGUCUCUUGCCCCUGUUGUCAUUGGUGUUUCAAUGGCAUCCCUUACUGAGCUUUCGUUCAACUGGACUGGCUUCAUCAAUGCCAUGAUAUCAAACAUCUCAUUCACUUACAGGAGCAUUUAUUCCAAGAAAGCUAUGACUGACAUGGAUAGCACCAACGUGUAUGCUUACAUCUCAAUAAUUGCUCUCAUUGUUUGCAUUCCACCUGCAAUAAUUUUUGAAGGGCCCCAGCUAAUGUCGCAUGGAUUUAGUGAUGCCAUUGCAAAAGUAGGUUUGACAAAGUUUGUUAGUGACCUAGUCUUGGUUGGACUGUUCUACCAUCUGUAUAACCAGAUUGCUACAAACACCUUGGAGCGAGUGGCUCCUCUGACACAUGCUGUCGGCAAUGUGUUGAAACGUGUUUUUGUCAUUGGUUUCUCAAUCGUUGUUUUUGGCAACAAAAUUUCCACACAAACUGGAAUUGGCACGUCCAUUGCCAUAGCGGGUGUUGCUUUGUACUCUUACAUUAAGGCUAAGAUUGAAGAGGAGAAAAGGAAAAAGAGCGCAUGAUGAGGUGACUGCUGUGAAUAUUAUCGGGUGGCUGAGUUAUACCUCCUCGGACACAACAUCGUCGACAAUCUCGACCUACUUCUAUGCCUUGUUUUGUUUUCAUCUUGAGUCAGUUGGUCCAUUGUUUGUUCCCAAUCUGGUGAUUAACUCUGCAAAUUCUGUUUGUGGAAUUGGCAGUGAUACAAAUUUCGGUUCUUAAGUAAAACUGGUUGCUGGUACUGGUAGACAGUGGUAUUCGCCUGUAACUUAAUGGAUGCUUGGAAUACCGGGUGUACCGUAAUACAAAGGGCACAGGACUCUGCCUGACUAAAUAAAACGGUGAACUUUCACCCUGCUUCGCCGUAA
Molecule: messenger RNA, 1711 nt
Organism: Sorghum bicolor (sorghum)
Lineage: Eukaryota; Viridiplantae; Streptophyta; Magnoliopsida; Poales; Poaceae
Product: triose phosphate/phosphate translocator, chloroplastic
Exons: 12
Coding region: 146-1366 (406 amino acids)
Biological process (GO): transmembrane transport
Cellular component (GO): membrane; Golgi apparatus
Molecular function (GO): antiporter activity
Source: RefSeq, a predicted model, not a curated record